CGGGCCGGAGCCCACCCAGAGUGGGAGCGAGGCGACUGGGCGCUUCUGCGCGGAGGACGAGCGCCUCGGAGCCCAGCCGCGGAGGCGGCGUCGAGGACGAGAGCAAGAUUAUUCAAGAUAAAGUUGUAGCCAUUUUCAACAAGGAUCGAUGAUCAGAAUUUUUCUUUUUAAAACAUUUUCAAGUUGAAGAUGAAAGGAAAAUACUGGAAUUGUUUGGAUUCUAACUGACAGGAUAAAGAAUAUAGUGUUUCACAGUUACUUGUAAUGGAACCUCAGUAAAAUUCAUCACUUGUCAUGCACCCAACUGGGAACAUGGAUGUUGGUUUUUCUCGUUCUGCUGCUCAUACACUGUCAAGAAGCCACUGCAAAAACAUCAAACAAAAAAUUUCUCAGUGGGAAGGAAGAACUAAUGGUAAAUCUAAUCCAGAUAAGUGCGAUCCAAAGGACUUUGGAGUGAGAUAUAAUAACUGUAAUCAAGAGACUCUUCUUAAGAGAAAUCCUGUUGCUGAGGGAAAGAGCAAAAAGCUGGAUGUCACCAACUCUCAAAAUGUUGAUCAAGGUAUUAAUGAAGAUGCCAAAAGCCACAAUCAAAGUGAGGAUGAAAGUGAGAAACGUGAAUAUGAUGAUACACACUUCUUUAAAAAUGAAUCAGAAUCCAACUGGGUAUGUUCUCGGGCCAAACAAAUUGAAAGCCAGAAAGAAGUUUUGGAUCCAGAGACUUCAUUACCUCCAGGAAAUUUCUAUACCUCACAGAUAUUGUGGAAGAAAAUAGAAGCACUUCCCCCAGAUAAAGUCUUAAAUUUAGCUUUAGAACAUUGUGACUCUUCAGAAAAAGAACUGAAUUUCAGAGGUCUGGGUAGUUCAUAUGGAGUAACAAAGAGCUUAGAAAACAUUUACUCUGAACCUGAGGGACAAGAAUGUGGACCUUCUAUAAAUCCUUUGCCAAAACCUCGUAGGACAUUCAGAUAUUUAUCUGAAUCUGGUGUUAUGCCAUGUAAAGAAAGAAACUGUGACAGAAAAUACUGUGAAAAUAAUUCUUGUACAGAGUCCUCUUUAGCCUCUUCUCAGGAACCUGAACCAAAGAAAUAUGGCAGAAAAAUCAGAGGGAGAUCUAAAAGGAAAUCCUUUGAAUUUGAGGACAUUCAGCACUUUCGAAAUCAGAACUACCAGAAGAUUCAUGAAGAACUUAGAAGAAAUUCUGGCUCAGCACUUUGUUACACACAGUCUGAGGACAAUAUCUAUGAGGAUAUCAUAUAUCCCACCAAAGAAAAUCCAUAUGAAGAUAUUCCAGUGCAACCUUUGCCCAUGUGGAGAUCUCCUUCAACAUGGAAGCUACCACCCCCUAAAAGUGCUUUCAAGGCACCCAAGCUUCCUUCCAAACCUCAGUUCUUUCACCGGAAGACUAUGGAACUGAAGAGCUCACAAGUUUAUUUACGGUCAAAGCUCACAAGGGAUACCACGUUGCCUGUCACUUUAACUGAAUGGAAGCUUUUCCGAGCUGGAGAAGUUGCAAACAGGAAAAGGAAAAAUCUUCCAAGGCUUGUAUUGAAAAUAGAUGAUAUAUUUGAAUCUAAGAGAGGGAAGAAGAGGGUAAAGUUACACCUUUACACUGGAAAAGAUGUACCUCCCUUUAAAGGUGAAACCAGUGGGUACGAAAGUGAUGCCGAAUAUCUGCCAAAGAGUCGCUACAAGUGCAUAGCACAACUGCAGCAAUCUUCCAAGAGGAAUCCUCACUACCAGACCUUAGAGCGGGAUCUAAUUGAAUUCCAGGAGCAGCAGCUGUUUGAACUUUUUGUGGUGGUGUCUCUACAGAAGAAGCCAUCAGAAAUAAGCUACACUCCCCAGAUCAUACAACAAUUCCCUAGCAAGGGUGAUCAUGGCAUUAAGCAAUCCAGAGACACUGAAGAGAGGCUCAAAGUUAUCCCAAAAUUUUGUUUUCCUGAUUCAAAGGACUGGGUGCCGACCUCAGAACUCAAGAGUGAAACGUUCUCCUUUGUCUUAACUGGUGAAGAUGGGAGCCGGUGGUUUGGUUACUGUAAGAAGCUCUUGCCAGAAGGCAAAGGAAAGCGACUCCCUGAGGUAUACUGCAUGGUCAGUCGCCUAGGCUGCUUCAACCUUUUUUCAAAGAUUCUGGAUGAAGUAGAGAAGAGAAGAGAAAUGUCUCCAGCUUUGGUUUACCCAUUUAUGCGAAGUGUCAUGGAAGCUCCUUUCCCAGCUCCUGGAUGCACCAUCACAGUAAAGAGCUACCUCCCUGGGGCUGGAGAUGAGUCAAUUGAACUGUGCCGACCGCUGGACUCACGAUUGGAACAUGUUGAUUUUGAAUGUCUCUUUAAGUGCCUGAGCGUGUGCCGUCUCAUUCGGGUCUGUGCCUCUCUCCUUUUGGAGCGGAGGAUAAUCUUUGUUGCCAACAGCCUAAGCACCCUGUCAAAAUGUGGCCAUGCUGUGGUUGCCACCCUGUAUCCAUUCACCUGGCAGCACACCUACAUCCCAGUCCUGCCAGCAUCCAUGAUCGACAUUGUGUGCUCACCUACUCCAUUCCUUAUUGGAAUCCUGUCUUGCUCCUUACCACAGCUCCAGGACCUACCCAUUGAAGAGGUGCUGAUAGUUGAUCUCUGUGCAGACAAGUUCUUACAGGAGGUAUCUGAUGAAGAUGAAAUUCUACCACCUAAACUCCAAGCUGCCCUGAUACAAAUUUUGGAAGAACGAAAUGAAAUUUUGGCUCAGGAGCAGAAGUUUUUACAAGCAGAAGAUGUGACACUCAACUCUCUGGUGUCUGAAGCAUUUGUCAGGUUUUUUGUUGAACUGGUGGGACAUUAUUCUUUGAGCAUGACUGUCACUGAGCAUGGGGAGCGUGUAUUCCAAAGGGAGCCAUUCCGUAAAUCCCACACCUCCCGAAGUGUACGCCACUUCCUGGAUCUCUUCAUGGAAACUCAGAUGUUUGCAGGAUUCAUCCAGGACCGAGAGCUUCGGAAAAGUGGGGUGAAAGGUUUGUUUGAGGUCCGGGCCCUCCAGUAUUUGGAAACAAUUCCUGAGUCUGAGCCCAGUGGAGUGAAUAGGAUUUUGCGGAGUCUUGGAAGUAAAAUGAAAUUUCUGCAGAAGAAAUGAAAUCUUUGAUUGACAGCCUCCAUCCUAAAUAGAACAGAAAGUGACAAAGAAACUAUUUUUCCAAGAGUCAAGAUGCCCUGAAGUAUUCUACAAAAUCUUUAAAGUUGAAAGGUUACAGAGCGGGCCAGGUUCUCGGAGGAGGAUUCUCCUGUUGCUGCUGUAGUAAUCACUGGAGAAUUGUUGGGAGUAGUCUGGAACCAAUGCUCCCUUUACUCUGCCUCCAGAUUUUUUUUAAGUGGCCUUUCUUUUUGAUUCUUGAGCUCAUUCUUUGUGUUUUGAGCUUAGUCUAUGAAGGCACUUGUCUUUUACAAGAAAGAGGUGGUGUUGCAUUUUAAAAACAGCUCAAAGAUGAGCACAAUGAGAAAAGUGCUGCAUUUAAGGUACUACGGAGGCAUGACAGAAGUAGAGGAUUAGCCCUUCACACAUAAUUCUCAUCACUGAAAUACCAUGGCAGCUUUAAACCUAUGGGCUGUUUGAGCUAAGGACUAUACUCAUCUGUUUUUUUUUUUUUUUGGUCUAAUGCUCUGUCUAGGGGAAUCUCACUUACGUGGAAGCCCUAUGUAUUAUCACUGUUAUUGAGUAUCUUAUAAAAAUAGACAUUUUAUAGCUCCUCCUCCACUUUGUGUGGCACUUGGGUAGCUUGUCCCACGCAUGUCAACAUUAAACUUUGGGGAAUUAUAGCUAAUGGGGGACUUCCCUGGCAGUCCAGUGGUUAAGACUCCACGCUUCCACUGCAGGGGGCACGGGUUUGAUCCCUGGUCCAAGAACUAAAAUCCCCCAUGCAGAUUCCACAUGCCACGUGGCAUGGCCAAAAACAAGAAAAGAAAAAAAUAUAUACCUAACAGGAAAAUGUCCUUUAAGGGCAUGAGAACUACCUUCCUUUUUAGUGUCCACCAUGUGCCAUGAAUGGUACAUGUAUGUCAUCUUGUUUAGUCUUUAAAUCAACUUUAUGAGAUACUUGCAUCUGCAUUUUACUAAUGAGGAAAAUGGAAUUCAGAGAGUUUAAAUAACUUUAAACUGAAGCCAGGACUAUUAGUUUAUGAACACAUAGAAAGUUGGUUAUUCCUACAGAUGGAAAUUUGAACUCUGUGGGACUAUAGCUAUUGAAAAAGCUUUUUUUUUGAUUUUGUUUUUGUUUUUUAAGCUGAAGUGUACCAGAGUCAACUUGCAGCUCUGAGAAUAAGGGACUUCAAACUAUAGGUGUCUAGAUGAGACUUUUUUUGGUUCCUCUAGAAAUGUUGGACUUUUUGCUCUAGUUAAAUUGGACUCAGAAUAUGGACAUUUCCUGGGCACACACCACAUAAUCACUCCAACCCUUAAUAUCUAAAGUAGUAGUAGUGGUUUGAAAGAGGAAUUUGUCAGCAUUGGUGUAACGCUAAUUGAUAAAUGUUACAGCAAGUGUCAGUUUGUUUUCUUCAACUCCUGCUGAUGGCUUUAACUGGCAUAAAACUAUUUAUUCAAACUUAAAGCAUUAUAAGUUGUGUUAUGAUACAACUUAUUAACUUGUGCAGUAUUGUCGUUACAACCCACUCAGGUGUGUGUGAAUGGAUCUGAAGCAGACACCAUUUAAGACGGGUGCUGUAUAAUACAAUUCCUAUAGAUGUGGGUCCAGAAAAUAGAACUAAGCCUAUGUUUAAAAAAAAAAAAAAGUUUAUUAAGCAGCUUACCUCAGUGGGGCUUUUACCAGACAUUUCCCCAUUUGGUCUCCUCUGACACUCCCACCCUGAGGGAACAAUUAGUAAUUGGGAAUUGAGUGUUUAUAAAAUGGGGGUAUAAGGUGUUACUGUGGUGGAUCCCAGACAUCCCUCUGUGAGGAGACCUUUUCUUCAGGGAUGGGAGUCUUAUCCCUGCGAUCUGAAGCUGCUUCCUUUUCUUCAGUUUGUUUUAUUUUUUGUUUGUAAAGUAUUACAAAUUCUGGACAUGUUUGUAAAAUAAUCGCUGAAAAUUUGUAUAAAAUGUUUACAGAUCUUUUAAUGAAUAAACAAACACAAAAAAUUCCAUGGAUCUCCUGGAGAAUUUGAAAUAAAAUUGCUUAAGCUGUAAA
This is a messenger RNA of Balaenoptera acutorostrata (minke whale), 5149 nucleotides long. RefSeq names its product DENN domain containing 2C (gene DENND2C). The record is from RefSeq and is a predicted model, not a curated record. NCBI's taxonomy places the organism in Eukaryota, Metazoa, Chordata, Mammalia, Artiodactyla, Balaenopteridae. The transcript is spliced from 19 exons. The coding region runs from base 295 to 3105 and encodes 936 amino acids.